AUGAGUGAUGGACAGGAGAGCAGGGCCAUACUGUUCCAGGCUCCAUGUGCUACAGUAUGUUUGUCAGAGUACGUCGGCUCUUACGCACUCACGGGCCAGCUGGUGUGUGCGGUGCCAGGGGCCUGCGUCACACACCGGUCCCAGCUCCAAGUCCCCUCUAGCUCUGCCUCGCUGACGCUCACAGCAACAAGUCCCUGCAGCUUUGCCGGACACUUGACCGCUCCUGAGGCCGUGGACGCGGCUCUAACCCCAGAGUCAGGCAGCGACGCCAGGCCCCUCACACCUGCGGUCAGCGGCCGUAUCUUCCAAGACGGAAAGAUGCAUUUCAAGUGA
Knipowitschia caucasica is the source of this 333-nucleotide messenger RNA. Lineage: Eukaryota; Metazoa; Chordata; Actinopteri; Gobiiformes; Gobiidae. The record is from the annotation of a GenBank genome assembly.